AGCACGAAUGGUUGUCACUAGGCAUUGCCUUGGUUUAUCUGGCAUGAAUGCAUCUGGUGAGCUUUGUUGUCUCCUUUGCCGUGGUGAUGAACAAACACCCGUCACCUCGAUGGAUGCAUAUCAUUCAACUGCGUAAAGAAGAGUUCAACAGGGCAAGGCACCAAUGGAUAGGAAGUCAACAGCCUCAGCGUCAGGAGGUGUUUGUUGAUACCGUACACUGUACCAAGCAAGCAUGAACACGAACAUCGAGUCUUCUCGCUCUCGAGGAUUGGCUGUCACAACAACAUCUCCACCCGGGACGGCCUCUACGGACUCAUCAGUUACCAAGCGUCGACGCCGGUCCCUCCUAUGGACACGACUUGGUAUCACGAUAAUGAUAUUUGCCGCAACGUGCAGGACAGGAUUCUUCAGUACAAACCAACUAGCGCGUCUCUUUGUGGAACAACAAGAAAAGGAACAACUGCUGCUGCAACGUCACCAUUUCAUUGGCCACAGUAUCAACAAUAACACGCAGGCUGAAGGACCAUCCGACAGAAGACGUCAACACGGCAAGCACUCGCGAGAGCCAAAAAAGAAAAAGAAGGCGAAAUCCAAAACCAAACAGGACAGCAAACGCAAGGACACGUCUCCUGUUACCAGGGCAGGCAGUCCUGUCAUAGUAAUCCGAAAGGCUGCUGAAAAGUACGUGCGUACUAACCGGCCCGAAGCAGCAAAAGAUGAUACUAAGAAUUUGAGGCAGUCCCUCGAGGAAACGACAACAACCUUGCAAAGGAACCAAAGAAAGAGGACCUCAACUAUUACCGGUAGCGGAACUAACAAGAAACGGCGGCAUGUUGCUGGAGUAGGAUCAUCCGUUGGAAACCAAAAAGUUAUCCAUGGCUUCAUGGACAAAGAUCCGAGUAUGAGCAACAGCCUCCACAAGAUGGAAGUGGUACACCCAAAAGGGCAGCAACCACAGAGUUCUAGCAUGCCAAGGAAAGAAGCUGCAGUCGGUAAGAUUCACACAAAGACGCUACGAAAAACUGCUGGAGCAUAUGUCCCAGAAACCAUAGUCGAAACAACCAAUGACUUAACACCAGGUUACGCGAAGAAGAGGCACACCACGAAAGGUGCCCCUCAGGAAAAGCCCGUCGCCAAAAAAAUUCCAGUUCGGAGCAAGGUUGUCGCCAAGCCUCGAAAGAGUGCCGGGGCAUUCGUUGACGCAAGCAUUGCUCAUGCAGCAGCCAGUAGUACCAAUCCAGACAAUCCAGCAUUACCUGGAAUACUCUCAAAUCCCCAUGCUACACUUCACGAUCUUCUGCAGCCACAACGGCCCAAGGCUCGACGUUCCUGGGAAUCCCGCGAGUUUUUCGCAGAACAACGAGCCCGCAUCAAAGAGGGAAAGGAUCCAUUGCCUCCUCUCAAUUUUGUCCAUCUUCCCAAAACGGGAGGUUCCAGCAUUGUUCAAGCAGGCAUUGAUGCCAACUUGAAUUGGGGGGACUGCCUCUUUCAACAGAACUGGGCAGGUCGAUCGUGUCCCGUGCCACCGGAGCAUGCCUGGCCAAUCGGUGAUCCACAGCGACUGCAUCGAGUCUGGUGGCAUACUCCACUUGAACACCUGCCAGAAGGAAACAUGACCACCAAAAACGGUAACUACUAUACCUUCCCGCCCAAUCCUUACCGUGGAAUGGAUCUUUUUGCUGUGAUUCGGAACCCUUAUGAACGAGCUGUAAGUGAGUUCUUUUAUAGUUGCAAGGCUCGCCAGCAUCUAUGUAAAGGACUUUGGGACACUCCCGGAAUGGGGGUAACUCUGCUCAAUGAUAAUAUCCAACAUGCUGUUAACCAGAUCCGCAAGUCCAAACCGGGAAGCAAGUACUACUUUUUCCAUUGGGGACAUUGGAUCCCACAAUACGAUUUCUUUAUCAAUCGCCGGACGCAGCAAAGGAUGGUCAAACACUUGCUCCACACUGAGCUCAUGGCGGAAGAAUUCCCUUCCUUAAUGGCAGCCUAUGGGCUUCACAACGUCAGCAUGCCAAGCAGCCGAAUCAAACCACGCAGCACUACUGUUGCGGAAGGAAAGCCACUGGGAGUGCAGAACUUGACGCAAACCACAUUGGAAGCAAUCGAAGAUGUCUAUGGCAACGACUUUUGGCUUGGUGGGUAUUCCAAACUUAGUGGUCGAUAUCCUCUUCUGCAGUAACAUCGGCCUGAAGGCAACAUUGAGAGUCUACGUUCCAGGUGCUUUGGGGAAAUCUUUGUCGAGUCAAGUCAAGUGAUAAGGCGCUACUCGGAAAGACAAGCAAGACUGCUAACCGCUUUAGUCUGCAGCUGCAUGACUGUCUGCUACAAAUGCCGUUCAGGCAUUGUUCACAGGUGGCUGGUCUAGGUCUCUUUCGAUGUGUUUGAUGUCAGUGUGGCAAUGUUUCAUUACCAGCCAAACAAAGUAGACAGUGUAUUACUAGGCUUUCAACCUUUCAACAAGGCAAUCAGGGCUCAGCCCAUGAUACCAGUACCAUGGGUGGACAAUGCUUGUGGAAACUAGGAAGUGGUUUGCAGAUAAGGCAACGGACAAACUGAGAGCAGUCUUCGAGCGACCGGCCAAAGACAAAGUUCGACGCGACACAGACUAAACGCUCUUAUCAAUAUUUUAAAAUGUAGAUGUAUAGAUUAUAUGUAAGUUAGGCAUGUACUACAAGAAGAAGUUGACCCUAGGCGGAUGGAGCAACGGUAAGGAUAUCUUUGUUGAGGAGGUAGAAGGGCCCAACACUCAUUCCCAGCUUCACGACGUCUUCGUUGUCAAUGUGGUUCAUUGCAUCCCACGAUCGCAUAAGCUCCAUGGCCAAUUUCACGCAGAAACGUGUUUCUUGAAAGGCCAGGCGCAGCGACUGAAGCCGGCCAAGAUUGUUCACGACGGCCAGGAUCACACCUCGCAUGGCUGUCAUGUCUUCCUUAUCCCAGUGGGUACUUGCAAACUGUAAGGCGGAGUCGUAGAGCUGCCUGGCACUGGCUUGAAACGUUAGAGCGGCACUUGCAUCAUCAACCAGAAUACCUUGGUAGUCCAGGGCGACUGCCAUGUUGUAGAGUAGAACCACAAUGGAACGUGUAUGACUGGCGACACAGCUCGGAGACAACAUCUGGAAUACGCGGGGAUAGAAAUCAAGCAGCGCAGGGGAAUCGGCAAGGAGAUUUGCCAGGGCUUCCUCAUUGUCGACAAUGCUGACGGUGCGGACAGGUGGCAAUGAAGAUGGGGGCAAGACAGCGCGUUCGUGCUCCACAAAGGCGGCGUAAUCUGGUUCGUUUGGUAGUCCGGACUGAAUGGCUCGAAGAGCGCUCUUGAAUGUUUGGAUGGACUCGGCAAUCUCCCCACUACGAAGCAGCGAGAUGGCAUCCAUGUUGUGCUUCUUGAUCAUUUCAGCGACUGAAUUCAUCAUGGUGACAGUAAAUGUUUAGGAGGGGGGCUGGAUGGAUGAGGAAGGUUUUCAAAGCGAUUGUUUGAAUUUGUGAGCAAUAUAGCUUCGAGAGAGUUUGCUGCCUGUGGGGCUUCUGUGCCUACCGAGAGGCUACUGGAAGCAUUCCUCCUAUGAAGGAAGAAGAUCGAUUCAUGCAGCCACUUUGCUACAGUUGCGAC
Molecule: messenger RNA, 3607 nt
Organism: Seminavis robusta
Lineage: Eukaryota; Bacillariophyta; Bacillariophyceae; Naviculales; Naviculaceae
Source: the annotation of a GenBank genome assembly